AUGACGAUUGCGGACGAGGAAAAAAUUCUUACGCAGCCCCAAACCAGCCGAGGCGUGUUGCAGCCUUCAAAUGAUGGCCAACAAUCUCCCAGUGAUAGCUCCUCCCCCGAGUCGAAGUCGGAGGGGAUCAUCCCCCCUACUCGGCCCCCUUUGCGACCAGGCGCCUCAGGGAGCCGCCACUGGUCUGAAGGGCUCAUCAGGAAAAGGGACAGCGUGCCUCGCGACGACGGCAAGCGCGAGUUGACCGAGGAUGAGGCAUAUGAUAAGCUUGGAUAUUGUUGGCCGCGGUGGAAGAAAUGGACCUACCUGGCCGCUGUCGCGUUCGUGCAAGUCUCGAUGAACUUCAACACCUCCGUGUUCCCCAAUGCGGUUCAGCCUCUGUCGGAGGCCUUUAAGAUUGGCCAGCAGGAGGCCCGUACGGGCCAGAUGAUAUAUUUGGUCUUGUACUCCAUUGGUUGUGAGCUCUGGGCUCCAUGGAGUGAGGAAUUCGGUCGCUGGCCCAUCCUCAAUCUGUCAAUGUUCCUGAUCAACAUUUGGCAGAUUCCUUGCAUGGUCGCCCCGAACUGGGGCACCAUUGUUGUCGCCCGUGGACUGGGCGGUCUCUCCACGGCUGGUGGUAGCGUUACACUUGGGUUGAUCGCCGAUAUAUACGAACCCGACACGCAACAAUUCCCCCUCGCCUUCAUCGUGCUGUCUUCGUGUAUCGGAACCAGUAUUGGUGGUGUCAUUGGCGGUCCAAUUGAGCGCUUCUGCAAAUGGCAGUGGUUCUUCUACAUCCAGUUCAUCUUCGGCUUCGUUACCCAGGUUAUCAUUUUCUUCAUGCCCGAGAGUCGCUCCACCAUCCUUCUCGACAGGGAGGCGAAGCGUCGUCGCAAGACCGGCGAAGACCCCAACGUCUACGGACCCAACGAGCUCAAGAAGCCCGAGUUUCCUUCAAGGAAGCCGCCCAUCGUAUUCUGUCUGUCUCUUCUGUCGGGGUUCUCCGAUGCACUCAUCUUUAUCUUCCUGGAGAGUUUUACCCUCGUCUACCAGCAGGGCUGGGAUUUCGGUAUUCUUGCAUGCGCAUGGGCCGUCAUCCCCAUCAAUCUGGCAUACGUCCUGACCUACUUCUCCUACUUCCCAUGGUUCUGGCGAGAUGAACACCAGAUCAAGAAGUACGGCGAAGACUUUUUCGUUCCCGAGAGACGUCUUAAAUGGCUUCUCUUCCUGGCCCCAUUUGAGCCAAUCGGCUUGAUGGGCUUCGCGUGGACAUCGUUCGGAAAAUCCCGUGGCAUCCCGUGGAUCGCAUCCAUGAUUUUCUCCUGCAUGGUUGGAAUCGCCAACUACGCCAUCUACCUGUCGUCCGUGGACUACAUGAUUGCGGCAUAUGGUGUCUACUCCGCCUCCGCAUGCGGUGGGAACGCGUUCGCGCGUGAUCUGCUGGCCGGUGUCUCCGCCAUGUAUGCCACGCCGAUGUAUACCAACAUCGGUGACAAGUGGCAUGUCGAAUAUGCCUCCACGGUCCUGUCUUGUCUGUCUUGUCUGGUCGUGGCGCCUAUCUAUGUCUUCUACUGGAAGGGGCCGGAGAUCCGCAAGAGGAGUAAGUUCGCUGAAUCUCUCGCCGCGGACCGUAAGGAACAUGGUGGUCGUCGGGUCAGCAAGGCUGCGCCGGAGGAGUUGCCAUGA
Messenger RNA from Penicillium chermesinum, 1665 nucleotides. RefSeq lists its product as uncharacterized. NCBI's taxonomy places the organism in Eukaryota, Fungi, Ascomycota, Eurotiomycetes, Eurotiales, Aspergillaceae. Gene Ontology annotation, biological process: transmembrane transport. The transcript has 4 exons. The record is from RefSeq and is a predicted model, not a curated record. Bases 1 to 1665 code for a protein of 554 amino acids. Gene Ontology annotation, molecular function: transmembrane transporter activity.